This is a messenger RNA of Eruca vesicaria subsp. sativa (arugula), 345 nucleotides long. The record is from the annotation of a GenBank genome assembly. NCBI's taxonomy places the organism in Eukaryota, Viridiplantae, Streptophyta, Magnoliopsida, Brassicales, Brassicaceae.
AUGGGUUGCAUGCAAUGCUGGAGAGACAUUCGUGGUGUAUAUGUAGAUGUUGGACAAGUUAAGAUUCCAAGGUUUGAAUUUGGUUGUGAUUUUGAUGUGUCGGAAGCUCUCAAGGGUUUGGGAUUGGAGACGCCCUUGGAGAAGAUUGCCCACAAGGCUUGCAUUGAGGUCAAUGAAGUGGGAACCAAAGCUGAAGCUGCUACCGUUUUAGGUUUUUGUGACUGUCUUGUGACCCCAAAAAAGUAUGACUUUGUGGCUGAUCAUCCGUUUCUCUUCCUUGUCAAAGAACACAGAAGCCGUCUGGUUCUCUUCCUUGGUCAACUUCUUGAUCCUUCUAUGCAUUAA